Molecule: messenger RNA, 1391 nt
Organism: Capsella rubella
Lineage: Eukaryota; Viridiplantae; Streptophyta; Magnoliopsida; Brassicales; Brassicaceae
Product: cyclin-D3-3
Exons: 4
Coding region: 97-1212 (371 amino acids)
Biological process (GO): mitotic cell cycle phase transition; regulation of cyclin-dependent protein serine/threonine kinase activity
Cellular component (GO): nucleus; cytoplasm; cyclin-dependent protein kinase holoenzyme complex
Molecular function (GO): cyclin-dependent protein serine/threonine kinase regulator activity
Source: RefSeq, a predicted model, not a curated record
UUCUCUUUCUCUCUCACACUGUAAAAGAAUCCAGAGAGACUCUCUCUAAUGGCUGUAGAAUGAGCAAAGGAAGAACACAAAACAAUCUCCUUCGUUAUGGCUUUAGAAGAAGAAGAAGAGAGUCAAAACGCACCGUAUUGUGUUGUUCUUGAUGGUCUUUUCUGUGAGGAACAGAGUGAGUUUGAGGAAGAUGAACAACAGCAACAAGUAGUAGAUUUGUGCGACGAGGGUGUUAGAAAGUUUCCGUUUUUACAACUGGGUUUGUCUGAUCAUGAUAUGUUUUGGGAUGACGAUGAGUUGUCGAGUUUGAUUUCGAAAGAAGAAGAGUUAAAACCGAGUCUUUAUGACGAAAUCUUAGGUGAUGAGUUUCUGGUUCUGUGUCGUGAAAAGGCACUUGCUUGGAUUUUUAAAGUGAAAUCUCAUUAUGGGUUUAAUUCGUUGACGGCUCUUUUAGCUGUUAACUAUUUCGAUAGGUUUAUUACUAGCAGGAAGUUUCAGACUGAUAAGCCAUGGAUGUCUCAGCUUACAGCUGUGGCUUGUUUGUCUUUAGCUGCUAAGGUUGAAGAGAUCCGAGUCCCUUUACUCUUAGAUUUUCAGGUGGAAGAGGCGAGAUAUGUCUUUGAGGCUAAGACUAUACAGAGGAUGGAGCUUCUUGUCCUGUCUACUCUUGAUUGGAGGAUGCAUCCUGUGACUGCAAUCUCGUAUUUCGAUCACAUUAUUCGACGAUACAGCUUUAAAUCUCACCAGCAAUUGGAGUUCUUGACUAGAUGUGAAUCUCUGUUGCUCUCUAUUGUUCCUGAUUCGAGGUUUCUGAGUUUUAGUCCCUCUGUGUUGGCCACUGCAAUAAUGGUCUCUGUCAUUGGAGAUCUCAAGAUGUGUGACGAAGCUGAAUACCAAUCUCAGCUCAUGACUCUACUCAAAGUUAAUAAGGAGAAAGUAAAUAAAUGCUAUGAGUUAGUGUUAGACCACAGUCCAAGCAAGAAAAGGAUGAUGAACUGGAUGCAACAACCCGCUAGUCCCAUCGGUGUGUUCGAUGCAUCGUUCAGCUCUGAUAGCUCAAAUGAGUCAUGGGUUGUGUCUGCUUCUGCUUCUGUGUCGUCUUCACCAUCUCAAGAGCCUUUACUCAAGAGGAGAAGAGUUCAAGAGCAGCAGAUGAGGUUGUCUUCAAUAAACAGAAUGUUUCUCGAUGUGCUUAGUAGUAGUCCUCGCUAAUAAUGUCUACAACUCAUCAAAAUCUGUUUCCAUGGUUUACAUAUUAUCGGUUAUGUUAAUUCAGAAACCUUAUGUGUCUUAUUUGGCUCAUGUGUUUAUGGACGGUUUCAAAUGGUGUACCUUUCGACGGUUUCGUUAUUUGAUUAUGGAAAAAUAGAGAUGUUUUUCAUUGAGUUUCA